CUCAGUGUCGUCUUGUUGGCUGUCGCGUUCGUGUGCGCGCACUGAGAAAAACGGAACGCCACAGUUGCACUUUCCGUUGCAAUUUCUAUAGUCCUCGAGUCCCCCGAUUUCUGAGUUCCCCCUCGUGCGAAGUGCGUGCGCUUUGGCCAAAACAACUACCAAAACGCGUACCGCAAUUUACAAGAUACAACCAAUAAUAAGAGGCAUAGAGAAUAAUAAUAAAGGAGAAAAUAAACCCCUGCUGUGGAGGGCAUUUGCAUUUUGUUUACCUCGAUGGCUGUGUGGAGUGCAAUUUGACGAUUAUAUAAUAUAAAACAAAAAAAUAGGGAAAACAAAUAAAAGUGCGCGGCAUUCGAUUUUAAUUGCAAGCAACUACAAUAACCACUGAAGAAGAAGAGUUAAAGUGAAACCCUCUCUUUCGCACCGCCGCCCCCAUCCUGUCUCUCCCACCCACCUCGGUUUCCAUAGCUGGUGUGUUGAUCUUUCAUGCAAAAUGGCUGCCGGCCGGCAAAAUAACGAUCUUUUGCAGUAAUAUGUUGCCUUUAAAUCAAUUGAGAAACCAACAACCAAAGUUAACGCAACGUUUCUAAAACUUAAAGUCUAAAUACCAAAUAAUAAAUACAUAAAAAUACACAAUAAAAUUAAAACCAAACCAAAAGUGGCCUGCAAAACGAAGCAACUAAAACAACCAAGAAAUGUGAUUCACAGUGUGCAAUGUAACCAAAUUAUUAGUAAAAAGCAAACCAAAAACCAAAGGAAAAGCCGUGGAAAAUCAGCGGAAUACCCAAAAGCCAGGCCAAAUGGAAAUCAAGGAAUCCGGGAGCCAAUCGAAUAGCCAACUAGCAGCCAACGUGGCCAAUGAUUAAGGGAACACUUUGUUAGCCAACUCGUAGUAGCAGCAUUCCCCGUCCACCCAUUACACCCAAAACACAGCCACUCAGCCGCACAGAACCAUUCGACCUCCCCUCGCAGCCCUCGAUGCCUGGACAGAAGGCGUUGGAGCAACAAUUAUAGAAUAGACAGCCAGACAACCACAUCAGCUCCGAACUCCGAACUCCAAGCUCCAGCUCCAAUUCAAUCUCAAUCCCGACCUAAAACCCCCAACAUGGACAUCAAGAUUGAGCAGCAGCAGCAACAACAGCAAGUGGAGCUGGGACCCUGUUCCCCGUCGGAGGUGCCCAAUGAUCCCGGAAAAAUGUUCAUUGGCGGCCUCAGUUGGCAGACAAGUCCAGAGAGCUUACGCGAUUACUUCGGACGUUAUGGUGAUAUCUCAGAGGCUAUGGUCAUGAAGGAUCCCACGACGCGCAGAUCCAGAGGCUUCGGCUUUGUCACAUUCAGCGAUCCAAAUAGCGUAGAUAAGGUACUCACCCAAGGCACACACGAGCUGGAUGGCAAAAAGGUCGAUCCGAAAGUAGCUUUUCCGCGCCGUGCACAUCCCAAGAUGGUGACGAGAACGAAGAAAAUCUUUGUGGGCGGCCUCUCGGCGCCCACCACACUGGAGGAUGUCAAAAGUUACUUCGAACAGUUUGGUCCGAUCGAGGAUGCCAUGUUGAUGUUUGAUAAGCAGACCAAUCGGCACAGAGGUUUUGGCUUCGUUACAUUUCAAAGCGAAGAUGUGGUAGACAAAGUUUGCGAAAUUCAUUUCCACGAGAUAAACAACAAAAUGGUCGAGUGCAAGAAGGCGCAGCCGAAGGAGGUGAUGCUGCCGGCCAACCUGGCCAAGACGCGGGCUGCCGGGCGCUCCGCAUACGAUAACAUCAUGUGGGGACUGGGGACAUUGCCCGAAGGUUUUCCGGCAGCUGCCUAUGCUGCCUAUGCCGCUGGUCGCGGAUAUUCGGGCUAUCCCAGUUUUGGACUGCCCUAUCCAACUGUUGAUCUAUCCAAUGGGCAGCUGACACCCAACAACAAUACACCGCUGCUGACCCAGGCGCUGUCAGUGAUGAACAACUAUCAGGCGGCUGCUGCGGCCGCCCACAGCUAUGGUCCGUCGGCAUCGCCGCAUGCCGCCGCCGCCAACACGGCCACCCGGCAGGGAUUCCCCUCGACCAACUCCCCCGGCCCGACCAUUGACAUGUACAGCUCGGCGGCCGCCGACAAUGUGGGCUACGUGCAGGCCACCAGUCCGCAGCCGUCCGGCUUCCCCAUCGCCGUCAGCCGCGCCCCGUUGAACUACAGCCCGGGACCACUAAUUCCUGCGGCAUUUACAAAUGGAUACCAUUAAAAGGUGGCGCCGACAACCGCAAUGACAACAACAACAACAACAACGGCAGCAGCAGCAGCAACAACAGCAGCAAUAUUAACAACAGCAACAGGAGCAACAAAUGCAACAGCAACUUUAGCAACAAAUGACAGACAAACACACACAGACACACACACACACACUGCAGUGCUGCAACCACAGAGCGCAAAAGAAAAUAAUUUAAAAUUAUAUAUACCUGCAUAUAUAUAAAUAUAAAUCAAAUAAAGUACAUAUUACAUAUUUGUGUAUUUCCACAUGGCAAAAUGAAAUCCGUUAAGCAAGAAAAAUCGAGACAACUGCAAGAGCAACAAACAAUAAACCAAACACACAUAUUAUAAUUAAUUAAUUAACGUAUAUUACAAAUACGUACAUAUAAACGCAUGGCAAAAAAAAAAGAACAUGAAAAAAAUGUAAAAAAAAAACGAUGAGGACGAACUACGAGCGAACACAAACAAAAAAAAUUAAUUUUAAUUUAACAACCACUACAACAACAUCGGCAAGAACAACGCUCGGCCCCGAAAGAUGCAACGUGUGCAGCAAAAAUCGUUUAAAAUGCAAAUUAAACGGAAACUGUGCGUCCAACUGGAGUGGAGUGCCAUCGCGGUGGGCGGCGGCGGCGGCGUCGGUGGGUGGGCGUGGCCCUGCUCACACAGCAAAAAAUCGGAGGCCUCCACCCACACCGCCCACCGCCCACAGAUGACAACCAGGCCAAAAGGGGCGUAACCACUUUUAAGUAAUGAGAAACCAACAAACGAAAGCAAAAAACCAAAAAAAAAAAGGAAAUCACAAAAAAAGCGAGGGGGUUACUAAUAAAACGAUAGAGUUGAAAAGAGAUAAAGCAAAAAUGUUGCAAUAAUAGCGAAAAUGUUAUUAUUUAUUGCGUAUUAUUAAAGGCAAAUUAUUAUUACCAUUAUUAUUGCUAUUCUUAACGUAUCUAAGUUGUAACUUUUAAAGUUAAAAUCGAUAUAUAUGUAUAUAUAUAUAUAUACAAGAAUAUACACUCUUAUACACAUAAAGUAAAAUGCAAUAUAUACAAAGGGAAUUACUUGAAUCAAAACGCGAAAACCAACCACAAGUUAUUGUACUUUCAACGAUAAUCGAUUUAAGAACACUGGCGUGUAAGAGUUUAAAAAUGUUAAGAAUCGGUUGGGCUAAGUUUUCAUUUCUCGACUGGGUUGGGGGUGAAUCAAAUCAAAAUUGUGCUUACAAUUAUAUUUAUGAAUUUAUUUUAAAGUACAACAAAUCCUUUAUUGGCCAAAUUAAACAACAAAGAAACAAAAGCGAAUGUGAGCAAAAGUCGAAGGCAAUUUGUUAUUAACUAUGUUGAAGUUCUCUUUCUCAUUAUUUCAAUCGAAUCAGGGGAAAGUAGAGGAAAACCCUAUAACUUUUGUGUUCACAUUGAAAGCAAAAUGGUAAAUAAUGCUAAUUAAACAGUGGAUAGUUAGACAAAUAUGUUAAAGCAUUAAAUAUGACAAUGAAAGCGAAGUGAGAGAGUGAAUUUCCGUAGCUCGAGGCAUAAAUCAAUUUAUUUGCUAAAAACAAUGGAGAAUCCAAAACAAUGAAAACUGCAAAAAGCAACUCCCUAAAAAUGUAAGAAAUACACAAUUUUUGAGAUACAAGAUACACAACAUACACCCACACAGACAUGCAAACACCCACACACACACACACACACAGACAGGACACAAAUCUUACGGAUAAAUCAAAAAGAAACACUUAAACAAAUUACUUGGUAAGAGCAUAUGCAAAUAUAACAAUGAACUAUUAUACAUACAACAUAUAGUACGAUUAAGUAAAUAAAAUAUUUAUAAAACAAACGCGCAAAAUCGCAAAUGUUUGAACACUUAACUAAAUAUAUCUGUAAACAAGCGUGUAAAAAGGAUCACAGAUGAGCCAUAAAUAUGGAAGAGGAAAAUUGGAAAUGAAAAUCAUGAUGACGAUGAAAUGCAGGCCACGCAAUGUGCAAUUAAUUUUUUUCUAGUCGCUCCGUCCGGCAAAUCGCCCGGACGAUGGAUGUACUAGACGUAUUUGAGGAUUAUGACGAUAACGACGACGAUGCAAUCGGGGGCGUAAUAGAAAAAUAUAUUUAUAUACAACUAUAUGGAGUAUUAAAUUAUUGGAAAAGCAAACCAAACAAAACCUAUCAGCUAGAUAAGUAAAGAACAUUUGUUACACACAGCAAGUGGGGGAAAAUUGCAAACAACAAAAAACCAAGAAAACAAAAAACCAAAAUAGCAGAGAAAAGGAAAUAUUCUAUAAUUGACAGAACAACAAUACGUUGCGCUUUUUGUCUGUCUGAGAUUUUUUGCAUUAGGCGACGUGAAAACCAGAAAAAAAAUAACACAACUAAAACAAAAGCAGAGACAGCAGAAUAGAGGCAGAGGAAAGCCAGUGAAAAACAAAAGCAAAUGCCGAAACAGUGAAAAUGUUCCUUUCAUAACUUUUUUGCCAAAUUGUCAAACCAACGCUCUCCAGGACUUUGUCGAGUCUCGGACCAACAAACUUACACAUAACCUAUAUAGUAGAGAGAAAUCGCGCGAACCGAAACCAAAAGCCGUACAGCAAACAUAUACGAUAUUUAAAGAUGGACAAGAAAUAGUUGCAGUGUAACAUAAACUACAUUUAACGUUCAAAGUGUUUAAAAUCAACCACCCCACACACCGAUCAUUUCAGAUUUUCCAAAGAUCGCGGCUUGCGACUUUGCCAUGUGCAUCACACAUAUAAAUAAUCAAAAAACCGAAGGUAACAAAUUAAGGAAGCGAAAAGACAGAAAUCUUCAAUUUUAGAUAGACAAAGAUCAGACCACUGACAGUCUGGCAUAUCGGGAGUUUGGACGGAAGGCGACCUUAAUCAGGUGCGGAUUACUUUAGCAGGUCAGAGGUCAUUGGGGAGUAUUCCAGCCGCAGCUUCUAGCCUGCGGGGCAGAUAUUUUUAAACGGGGAGGCUAGCGAACGGCAGCAACGGCAAACAUGUUAUAUUUGCAUAAUAUAUAUAUAUAUAUAUAUAUUAAACCUACUUCUAAGGCAUAUAUAAAUAUAUAAAUAAAUAUAUUUUUAAGACAUGUUCUAAAAGCAAUAAUUCAAAACAACAACAAGCGUAAAGGAGGCGAAAGUAAAUUGAACAAAACAUAAAAAAGGAAUACAUAAAAUAUACACCAAUAUAUAAAUAUACAUAAAUAUAUAUACACCUACACGUAAAUAUAUAUACAUGCAUACCAGAUAUAUAUAUAUAUUAAAGAAAGCGAUUAGCUGAAACGCCAGGCGGACCAUCGACUGUCUUAGUCUGAGUCUGAUUCUGGAGAAAUCAUUUCGCAGGCAGCUAAGCCUGUAAUGCUACACUUCUUUAACUAGAGCCCCGAUCCAUGAUCAGUGGGCCGGCAAUCGUUUGUACUCUGUAUUAUUUGUGGUGUAGGUGGGGCGAGGGAACCCUAGAUAAUCUUUGGAUCCCAGGUCCGUUUACGUUGUAAGUCGAUGCAGCUUUAGGUGUAAUGUUGAGUCUUUCCUAGAAGUUUCCCCAGCAUUUCCCCGCUAACGAUCGACUCUAGGCUUUCUGUUUGUGUUUUGUAGUGCUCUAUAUUCUAUAAGGAUCUUCUGCGGAAGCUGUAGCCGAUCAAAGACAUAUAACUAUGGUAUACCGGAUCAACUUCAGCUUAAAGAAUACCGAAACAACAAGCAAUGCGUCCUUGUAACAAAAUCAAUUUCAGUCAAUUAGAGAAUUUCCAACACCAACCAAGCACAGAGACAUAAAGACAACAACAAGCAACAAGAACAUUUUUUAAAAACCAAAAAAAAAAAACAAAAAGCAAACAAACAAAUACAAAAAAGAAACAGUUUUCAUUAUUUUUUUACUGAUGCGCCGUCGAAGCGCAGGAAAUACAGGAUGAGAUCGCAACAGCUCGACGGCGCAGGCGCAAAAGCUUUAAAUUGAACAAAAUAUAAAUAAUACGAACAAGGAGAACAAUUUAUAGAAUUCGACAAGUGGGCUCUGUUUUUUAUAUCGAGAACGGAGAAUUGUUUGUAAAAAAAGUAUGCCGUAACGAUUUUUUAAAAAUAAUGUAACCCAUACUUUAAGCUAUACGCAAUUUUCGGUCAAAAAGUCAAUUGGUGGUCGAAGCCGUUUAGGAAGCCAAAACUAAAAUAUGAAAACACGGCACGAAAAGACAUAAAGAGUAAUGUAAAAUAGUUUUAAAUUGGCAACUGAAGAAGAUGAUGAUAAGGAUUGGGUACAGGUGGAGUUACGUAGUUACAUAUACGAAUUGCUUUCCGUUUUUCUCUUAUUAUUGACUUACAAACAUAUCAGUUCUUAUUAUGUGUAUGAGUAUAGCAACAACAUCAACAAAUACGAUUACAAUUACGAUAAAGAUUACUAUAAUGAAAUACAAUUUAACUAAUAUCUAGCGCUAACGAACGAAGAAACUUUCUGUUUACCAAAACCAAAAUCAAGAAAAACCACAACCACACAGAUGAGUAAGAGACAGCCGCAUUUUUGAGAAGCGCGGAGAGAGGCGCAUUACGAUAUACUAGUAUGACUUGUGGGCCUUCUACACUUUGACGUGCUUUUAUACGAUAGCAAUCCUUUUACUCACACGAGACAUUUCUAUCCUUCGUUCUUUUUUUAUAGACAUGUGUACAUACACCUCACGGCACUCACAUAAACAACCACACACACUCAUACACACUCAGCCACAGACACAGACACAGGCACACCCAUAUAUACGAUGGAGAUCACAUACAAAAGAACCUUCAUACGAACGAUCACUUGACUAUUUUUGCUAUAAGUAAGAAAUUCCCCCCAGGAAUGUGUCAGUCGGAAGUGGCAGAACUCCUGCUGACAAAACACCUUUACUAUAUUGACAAUAUCUCUUAUAUAUUUUACACUAUACUAUAUGGAAAAUUAUAUAUUAAUAUAUACAAGAAAAUGAGGAAAACCAAAAACAAAUAAUACAUAAUUGAGGCAAGGCGAACGGCGUGAGUGGCGUUAAAAUUGUAUUUACAAGAAAAGCGUAACCAAGCAAGAUGAAAUCAUUUUAAUACUUUAUACACAUAAAAGUCAAAGGAAUCUUUAGAGACAAAACCAGGCGGCAGAUGAAUAUGCAACUACAAGACAGACAACAAGACGAUGAAGAUACAUUUAUAAAAUGCGCCACAGAAGGGCGUCCAGUUUGUAAGUAUUCUAAUUAUGUAAGUAAAGUAAUUAAGGAGCGCAGGAAGAGAAUCAAUUAAACAUACAUACUGUCUACGAAGCCGCAGAGCCGAGAGCCCUGGCAACUUUUCAUUGCGAAUACUUUAACACAAAUGAAACCAGAUGGAAUGGAUGCGAUGGGUUCGGGUGAUUUCAAAUCGGACACAUUGGGAUGGGUUGAUGAUGAAUGUUGGAUUGCGGAUGCGGAAUGCGGAAUGCGGAAUGCGAGAUUGCCAAUGUGUGUACAUAAGCAUAAACAUAACAUAAACUGGUACAGUACUACACUUACAGCAAACUAUACAAGGUAAAAACAUAAUAAUUAACAGCAAGAAACCGCAACAAAAGGACGGAAGGCGGUAGACACAUACACAUGAAUAGAAGCAUAACGAGAAUUUAAUAAACCAUUUUUCAUUUCUAUAAAGAAAUCCGGUAACGAAUUUGUAUAUUUACUACGAGAAAAAGCAAAAAAAAAAACAAGACAAGAAAAUUCGAAAUAUAUACAAAAAAAUAUAUAUUAAACAGAGGACAGACCCCAAAAAGGACGAAGAACCUUUCUGAGGACAGCAAAUAUGCCCGUAUAUACAUAUAUGAGAAUAAAACCCAAAAUGAUAUAUAUACAUAUAUAUACAUAGUUAUAUAACCAAGAACAACAAAUAAACAUAUAGUUAAAUUCAGUAAUGUUAAGCAUUCGAUGAGCAAACAGACAGGCAGGCACGCAAACCGGUGGUUAAAGAAAUUCAAUUAUAUAUAAGGACCCUCGAACCGAAAAGAA
This is a messenger RNA of Drosophila rhopaloa, 8192 nucleotides long. It is a transcript of the gene Rbp6, whose product is annotated as RNA-binding protein Musashi homolog Rbp6. Gene Ontology annotation, cellular component: cytoplasm. The record is from RefSeq and is a predicted model, not a curated record. The coding region runs from base 1106 to 2221 and encodes 371 amino acids. Gene Ontology annotation, molecular function: RNA binding. The transcript is spliced from 15 exons. Lineage: Eukaryota; Metazoa; Arthropoda; Insecta; Diptera; Drosophilidae.